This is a messenger RNA of Myodes glareolus (Bank vole), 1287 nucleotides long. Lineage: Eukaryota; Metazoa; Chordata; Mammalia; Rodentia; Cricetidae. The record is from RefSeq and is a predicted model, not a curated record.
CAUUUCAGAAUGUCAGUGUUCCUCUAUCUGUUUCUCUUGGUAUCUGGGCUUCAGACUACAAUCCAUUGUGUGCAAUAUAACAUUUCUGAAGGCAAAGUUACAACCUUCCAUUUGCCCCAACAAAAUGCCACUCUCUAUAAGAUGUCAUCUAUCAAUGCUGGCUUUGCAUUCAGUCUGUAUCAUAGGUUCCCUGUGGAGAACCCAGAUUGGAACAUCUUCUUUUCCCCUGAGAGCACAUCUGCUGCUUUAGCCAUGUUUUCUUUUGGAUCUGGCUCUAACACUCAAACUCCUAUUCUAGAGGUCUUGGGUUUUAACCUCACACAUACUCCAAUAACAGAAUUACAUCAGGGCUUCCAACAUUUGAUCUGUUCAUUGAAUUUCCCAAAGAAUGAACUGGAAUUGCAGAAAAGAAAUGCAGUUUUCAUUGGACAGCAGCUGAAAACACUGGCAAGGGUUUUGGAUGAUAUCAAGACCCUCUAUGAAACUGAAGUCUUUCCUAUCGACUUCUCCAAUGUUUCUGCAGCCCAGCAGGAGAUCAACAGUUAUGUGGAGAAGCAAGCCAAAGGGAAAAUUAUAGACCUAAUUCAAGACCUUAGACUGAACAUCAUCAUGAUUCUGGUGAACUAUAUUCAUUUCAAAGCCCAGUGGGCAAAUCCUUUCCAUGUGUCUAAAACAGAAGAGAGUUCCAGCUUCUCAGUAGACAAGACCACCGCAAUACAAGUGCCCAUGAUGCACCACCUAGAACAAUGCUAUCAUUUUCUGGAUGUAAAGCUGAAUUGUACAGUACUUCGAAUGGACUAUAGUGAGAAUGCCCUAGCACGUUCUGUACUUCCAAAGGAGGGGCACAUAGAGGGAGUAGAGACAACCAUGUCAUCUAAGACAUUGAAGAAGUCGAACUACUUACUGAAGAAAGGGUACACACAGAUGUGUGUUCCAAAGUUUUCUAUUUCUGCCACAUAUGACCUUGGAAGUACACUUCAGAAGAUGGGCAUGAGGGAUGCCUUUGCUGAAAGUGCCGACUUACCUGGAAUUACGAGAGACAAUGGUCUUAAACUUUCCUAUUGUGUGUUCCUCUCUCAUAGGUUUUUUCACAAGGCUGUGCUGCACAUUGGAGAACAAGGGACCAAAGAAGUAGCUGCUCCUGCAGCUGUGUCUCUGGAACAGCCAGAAGUAGCUUCUCUUCAUCCCAUUAUCCAAUUUGACAGAACAUUCUUAUUGAUGGUUUUGGAGAAAAGAACCAGAAGCAUUAUCUUUUUAGGGAAAGUCAUUAACUCAGCUAAAGAGUAA